Molecule: messenger RNA, 2429 nt
Organism: Mizuhopecten yessoensis (Yesso scallop)
Lineage: Eukaryota; Metazoa; Mollusca; Bivalvia; Pectinida; Pectinidae
Exons: 2
Coding region: 819-1952 (377 amino acids)
Source: RefSeq, a predicted model, not a curated record
CACACAUAGCCAGCGUUAUACUGAAGGCAGGGGUGCAUUUUCAUUAAACAAUGGAGAAACUUGUCAAUGAGCAAACGAGUAAGGGCAAUUGAGUAUAUUUUAACAUAGGUGCGUACCACUGGAUCUUCCUAUUCUAGACUGGAGCGAACGCGUGCGUCGGCGUGUACACACACAUGUGGUUUAUAUAUAUGAUGAUGACAUGUGAGGCUGUUGGAGAUUUGAUAUGACACCUACCCAUUUAGACUGGCGGUCACACAGAUUACGUUCUCGUCAGCUCUGAUCCACAGCAGACAUUAGAAAUGGAUAGGUGUACAGCACGUCAACAAUAGGUGUAUCAAACACGGCGAUUUAACAUGAUCCGUACACGAGUCCUUACGGAUGAUGAUAGCGACAAAACAGCAUGUCACUGAAGACAUUGUGUAAGAAAUAUUGAAUACGCGGGAAAGUGACGAGUCUGCUUUCUGUUGGAGUGUUGUAUUAAAGACACAUGUGUUUACAAUGAAGCCGUUUAACGCUCUUGCAUGUUUUAAUGUAAUGUGAAUUAGCAAGGUAAGCGAUUUAAACAACAACAGAAGGAAGAUAUAUUAUAUUGGAUUGCGUACAUAUCAACUCAACAUCAACGGCGUUCGAAUCAUCGUUGAAAUAAUGUGAAAAUGAUAAGCUGGAGCGAACAAAUGAUCGUGUUUCGUGCCAUAUAAAAAAAUGAAAUGUUACUUGUACAAUGACUAUAUAACUCUGCAGAUCGUGGCUCAAAGCUAUUUGUCAAAAAUCUACACUUAGACCUUUUUCUCGUAAAUUUAUGGUAAACAGUUUGAGUAAUGCUUCAGAGGAAAAUGAAGAUGAAGAGUUGCAGUAAACUUCAUGGAUUUAAGUCGUUAUACUCGAGUGUGUUUUCAGUGCUGUUGAUGGUCAUAGUGGUUGGAAAUUUAUACAUCAUGCCGAGAGCAGUGCGCAGUUUAUGUACGUUCCCAUUGAACUGUCGACCAAAACACGAGUUCACGUCCCCUAGCAACUGCUCAACAGAAAGUGGGACGGAUCAUGUUACUAGUGUUACCAUGUUCACAACUUUUCCGUUUGUAAAAAAUAAAUUCGAUAUUAAUCUGAACACAUUACGAAAUUGGAAGCAUAUGUAUAAUUCCCCGAAAUUAAUUCUAUUUACCGACGAUCAAAAGGUGGCGUCGGCAGGGAUCAACUCUGAUUGGCCAGUUCAAAACAUUACAACUGAGGCCGUGACGGAAGCACCUGCAUUAAGCACACUCUUUCUGGAAUCUGUAAAAGGAUCUGAUACGUAUUUGUAUAUGUAUGCCAACGCGGAUAUAUUGUUUGACAGGUAUCUCAUCGAAAUAUUAUCAAUUGUUGAGGUGUUUCUAAAAUCGAAUAAUUUGCAUAAAAAACCAGUUUUAAUAGUUGGUCAACGAACGAAUAUCAAUAUUUUAUCAAUAGAUAGCAAGGGACCGGAAGCUUGGAAAACAAUACUGCGAGAGUCCUAUACGAUCUAUACACGGUUCCAGAAAAACGCGAUAGAUUAUUUUAUAACAAACAGUUUCUUUCCUUGGAGUGAAGUGCCCAAGUUGGUGAUUGGAAGAGUUGGUUAUGACAACUGGAUAAUUGCAUAUGCUCGCUUUAGGGGGUUCGUGACGAUUGACGCUUCAUCCGUCAUUUCCGCCAUCCACCAGACUAACAGUAAGGGAAACUUUGAGGGGUUCCAAAACGGGAACUGGGAUUUCAACAGAGAAUUGAUCAAGAAAACUGGCCCCCCUUUUAACUACGCUAUAUGGGGACAGACAAAUUGUUGUACAUAUCACGUGAUUUAUGACGAUUGUAGUCGCGUGCAGGUUUUAAAACGCCCGGAUGUGCCCGUGUAUUGUGAUAGACUCCAUUUGAGUUCUUCUAUUACACAUUCGUUAUUUGGAACUGAUGUGUAUUACAUGGGGUAUAAGCAAGGAUCAUAAGUUUUCAGUGAUAUUAUAAGACUCUUUCAUGUUCAGGGGUGUAGUAUAGGGUAGUUCCACCCGAGGGUUUUGCCAAAUUUGAAAAACCCGAGGGUGGAAUUUCCUUAUCCUACACCCUUGAGCAUGAAAGAGUAUUUUCUCUCAUUCCAACUACCAGAAUAAUCUCAGAAACCAUAAAAAUGCGUGUGGACUGGUUACCAUUUUGAAAAUAUUAAAUUUUCCCCUGAACUUUUUUGACGAAAACGAACUCUUCAGCAAAAUUUAUCAUAUCCAAUAGGUUGCGCAGAAAAAAAUAAUAUCAUCUUUCUAAUGUGUUCGGUAAAAAUAUCGUUAAAGGUUUUAAUUCCAUCACAUUGCCUUUUCCGCAUUGCGGCAUCGGUGUUUUCUAAAUUUGUGACGACACGUCAUUGUUGAGCCAUUGUGACGUCACGUCACGUGAAAUGGGGUGUAAGAUAGAAAUACUAGACCGAGAUAUCC